This is a messenger RNA of Salarias fasciatus (jewelled blenny), 862 nucleotides long. Its product is annotated as CUB and sushi domain-containing protein 3-like. The transcript has 5 exons. Lineage: Eukaryota; Metazoa; Chordata; Actinopteri; Blenniiformes; Blenniidae. The record is from RefSeq and is a predicted model, not a curated record. Bases 2 to 862 code for a protein of 286 amino acids.
CAUGAAACUGGCUGCUUUCUUUCUGUCCCUCCAACUGUGGGCAACUGUGGAUGUUUCUCUGUCGCUGGAUGUGUGUUCAAAGGUCCCAGACAUUCCUCACGGCCAUGUAUCAGAGGAAACCAAAAAGUCUGAGUAUCAAGAAGGAGACGUGAUCCACUUCUCGUGUGACGCAGGCUACAUAGCAGACCUAACCUCUAAAUAUGUAUGCACCAGUGAAGGCUGGCUGGUGAUUCGUCGGGGAACGUGCUACUCGUGCGCUACACUGCCAGAUGUUCCUGAUGCUCACGUGGCAGAGGAGACCAGAAGAGACGAGUAUCGUGAAGGAGACGUUGUCCACUUCACCUGUGAUCUGGGCCACUCGUCAGAACUCAUCAUCAAAUAUCUGUGUACAAGCGAGGGCUGGCUGGCAGUCCGCCGAGGAUCCUGCAACCUUACAGCUUCCAGCUGUGAGUUUCCUCCUGCUCCUGAAGACCUGAGAAUAAAGGGUUUACCAGAAAACCAAUCACCUAUUCGUCCCGAUCACAUCCUCACAUUCAGCUGUGAUGGUCCUGGAAAAUAUUUGCUUGGCAGCUCAGUGCUGAUUUGUGGGAGGGACGGACAGUGGAAUAACCCGUUUCCCUCUUGCACAGACGUGAGGAACACCAUCAGCCACCUGCUGCCAAGAGAGUUGGAGACGUUGUCUGAGAUCGCCGUGAGGAGACCGCUGUCCUGCUGCCAGGAGGUGAGACGCACGGUCUUGGUUUGUGAGGACGCAGACCCCACCAGCUGCCAGGAGAGGACACGCCGAUGGUGUGCUGACCAGCCAGCCGGGAGGGGACGGCCCGCCGAGACAACAUCAGGAGGAGCAACUCGGAAACCGUAA